This is a messenger RNA of Acanthosepion pharaonis, 1734 nucleotides long. NCBI's taxonomy places the organism in Eukaryota, Metazoa, Mollusca, Cephalopoda, Sepiida, Sepiidae. The record is from the annotation of a GenBank genome assembly.
AUGAGUGACCAGCCAUUAUCUAUCUAUCUAUCUAUCUAUCUAUCUAUCUAUCUAUCUAUCUAUCUUAGCCUGUUUCUAUCUAUCGCAGAAUAUAUGCAUGUAUAUAUCUAUCUCAGUCUGUUCAUUAUCUAUCUAUCUAUCUAUCUAUCUAUCUAUCUAUCUAUCUAUCACAGUAUAUACAUUUCUCUGCAUAUAUCUAUCGCUAUCUCCGUCUGUUUGUAUGCAUGUAUGUAUGACCAGUUUGUGCACAUAUAUAUUUCUAUCUUUGCAUAUAUGUAUCUCCGUUCGCUCAUUAUCUAUCUAUCUAUCUAUCUAUCUAUCUAUCUAUCUAUCUAUCUAUCUAUCUAUCUAUCUAUCUAUCAUAAGAUUUCUCUGCGUGUUCAUUAUCUAUCUAUCUAUCUAUCUAUCUAUCUAUCACUGUCUGUUUCUCUCUUCUCCACUACUCCCUCUCUCUGUGUAUCUGUCUGUUUUUCUCUCUAUGCGAAUAUGAACCUUGCCUCUACUGUACAUAUCUAUCUCAGCCUGCUCAUAUCUAUCUAUCUAUCUAUCUAUCUAUCUAUCUAUCUAUCUAUCUAUCUCCGUCAGCUCAUACCUAUCUACCGAUCAAUCUAUCCCAGUCUGCUCAUCUCUCUCUCUCGCUCUCUCUCUCUCUCUCUAUCUAUCUAUCUAUCUAUCUAUCUAUCUAUCUAUCUAUGUCAGCUCAUAUCUAUCUAUCUAUCUAUCUAUCUUUCUAUCUAUCUAUCUAUCUAUCUAUCUAUCUAUCUAUGUCAGCUCAUAUCUAUCUAUCUAUCUAUCUAUCUAUCUAUCUAUCUAUCUAUCUAUCUAUCUAUCUAUUCUCAUUAUCUUUCUGUCUACAGCAGUAUCUUCGCAUCUAGCUACGUAAUCUCAGUCGGUUCACAUCUAUCUAUCUAUCUAUCUAUCUAUCUAUCUAUCUAUCUGUCUCAGUCUGUUAACAUCUAUCUCUAUCUAUUUAGUCUAUAUCUAUCUAUAUCAGUUUGUCCAUAUGUAUCGAUCUAUAAGAUAGAUGUCUAUCACAGUCUAUUGUCAUCUAUCUAUCUAUCUAUCUAUCUAUCUAUCUAUCUAUCUAUCUGUUGUUACAACACUAUCUAUAUCAAUUUGUCUAUAUCUAUCUAUCUAUCUAUCUAUCUAUCUAUCUAUCUAUCUAUCUAUCUAUCUAUCUCAGUUUUUCCACAUGGAACUCUUGAUACAGAAUUAUCUCUCAACAAAAUAAAAGCAGCAGGACCAUUUCUCUCUUUCCCUCUCUUUCUUUAUCGUUCUCUCUCUCUCUCUCUCUCUCUCUCCAUUUCUCUCUUUCUGACUUUCUCUACCUCUCUACCUCUUUCUCUGUUUUUUCUCUCUCUCUUUCUCCAUUUAUCUCAUGAUGUCUCUUUCUUUCUAUCUCUCUCUUCCCAUUUCUCCCUCUCUCCUGUUCUGUCUGUCUUUCUGCCUUUCUCUCUCUCCCUCUUUCUUCAUAUAGCUGUUUCUGUCUCUCCCUCUCUCCUUAUCUUUGUUUCUCUAUUUCUCCAUUUCUCUCUUUCUGUCUCUCUCUAUUUCUGUCUCUCUCUUUCGCCAUUUCUCUCAUGCUGUUUCUCUCUUUUUGUUUGUCUCUUUUCUCCAUUUCUCUCUUUCUAUCUUUCUCUCUCUCUCUGUUUCUCUCUUUCUGUCUCUCUCUCUUUCAAUUUCUCUCUCCAUUUCUGUCUGUCUAUCUGUCUUUUUCCCUCUUUCUCCAUAUAG